Molecule: messenger RNA, 1634 nt
Organism: Thamnophis sirtalis
Lineage: Eukaryota; Metazoa; Chordata; Lepidosauria; Squamata; Natricidae
Gene: FAM167B
Product: family with sequence similarity 167 member B
Source: RefSeq, a predicted model, not a curated record
CCUGCUUUUUUUUAUAUUUCCAAGGACUUGAUUGUUUCAAGCAUAAACAGCUUUUGUCCAUGCACGGACACGCAUAUGCAGCGUGUGCACACCGAGAAGGAGAGUGAGUUUGUUAUUUUGUCCUCUGUGGAGACACACUCUGUGCUUGGCAUCUCUGCCAUGGCCCUGGUGAGGUUCAAGGAGUUGGGGGAAGAUGACCUCAACUUAGAAGAGGAGAACCUAGACAGCGUCAAGGCCUUGACAACAAAGUUGAAGCUACAGACACGGCGCCCAUCUUACCUGGAGUGGAAGGCCCAUGUGCAAAGUCCCUCCUGGAGAAAUGGGCUGCGGGAUGGAGCUCUGAAGACCCACCUGGAGAAGCAGGGUGAAGAGGCAGUAGGAGAGGAGGAUCAGGCCCGGGGACCCUUGAAGUCUGUUUGUGGAUUCCCCACCAUUGGUAUGGCCUUUGAAUGGCUUCGGAUGGAACUGAGGAAGAUGCAGGCUCUGGACAACCAGCUGGCACGGCAGCUGAUAGGGCUGCGGGCCCAGAUCCAUCAGCUGAAAGUGGAGCAGGCUUGCCAUCGUCACAAAGAGAUGCUGGAUGAUGCCACCUUUGAACUGGAGGGCUGCGAGGAGGACUCAGACCUGCUCUGCAACAUUCCCCCCAAGAUGGCCUUCCUCUUGUCUACCCCUCUCAAGCACAUUGGAGUCACCCGCAUGAAUAUAAACUCCCGCCGCUUCUCCUUGUGCUGAUGGACCUUCACCCUAUUGCCUGCUUGCUUGGCGCUUGUGGCUGCUGGCAACCAGGGGGUAUCUUGGCACCCAUUGCAUGCACCUAUAGAUUUUGCACCUAUGUAGAGCAGUGGCUGAUCUGCUCUGGGCUCACAAACAUACCUGAACUGGCAAUCUCAGGGAAGUGAGAUGAUAGACAAAACACAUCCUAGUAGAAAGUAGAGAAAUCUAGGGAACUGCCUGGGGCAGCUUUUCUUCGGGUGAAGCACCCCUCAGGGAAGGAAGCUUUGCUACUUAGAAAAAGGAGAUGAAAAGCAGGGAGCAAUAUGGAGCAAGAAGGACAAUGGGUAUCCUUUUGGUGAUUCAAGGCUUAAGAGGGUCUGGUGGAGAACAAACUCCAAUCUACAGGUUCAGAGAAGGGCCAACCCAAAGUUGCCAGCAAUGCAUGCAAAAAAGGAGCAGGGUUCACAAGCUGCAUUUUGACCCUUUUGACCUCCCCUCCCUUAAGGUCUUCUAUGCUGUGGCUCUCUGGACUGUCCUGUGGACCUGGCCAAGGACACAGGAGGGGCACAUUAUCAUUGGUAAUUUCACAAAGCUUAUUAGUUAGUACCGAUAGGAAUCUUUAAGGCAGUUUAAAUGUUUCUGUUGGUAAUGAGGUCAUACAUUAUUACCUAAAGAAAAAACACUUUUAUCCAAUUUUGAGUAAUUUCUCCUUUGGGAAGCAUUGCUGUAAAGGGUAUUUCCUCUGUUCAGUGACUUUUCUGCUGACAUGGUGCAUGUGCACAUCAACAUACCACAUUCUUCUUGGCCCUGCCCUUGCCAAUUUUAACUGAGUGUGCAACCAGUGUGCUUGUGUUUACGUUAGCAAGCUUGGCACAAUUAAUAAAAUACAUGAAAAGAAACCCCAAAGAUCAUGAUUCUGU